Suillus subaureus is the source of this 2295-nucleotide messenger RNA. RefSeq lists its product as uncharacterized. Bases 185 to 2116 code for a protein of 643 amino acids. NCBI's taxonomy places the organism in Eukaryota, Fungi, Basidiomycota, Agaricomycetes, Boletales, Suillaceae. The transcript is spliced from 14 exons. The record is from RefSeq and is a predicted model, not a curated record.
CCACACUCACUCAGCAGCACAUAGCAUAGAGCCACACUGUCCUAUCUCAGCGUCUUACUAGGAUCCAAACCUCUAGUGGAACCUCGUCGGGUCGACCUUACGUCAAGCUCGUCAUCUUGCUCAAUUGUCGCCCAAUACUCUUCAGCAAGAUAUAUCACACAGUAGGCGUCACUUCAACUGAACUAUGAACACGAAUCAUGCAUGUCGUGUUCUGCGUAAACUGCUGACCAUGCUCCGAACCAUGGUGAUCAGGCUUUCCAGACAAACUCAACAUCCAUAUUAUAUUCUGCAGCGUAUACUCGGCAUUUUGACUUCCAGAUUUAUGCAUUCAAGUGCUGCACAUGCGAGUGGCGGUACUGGUUGUCAUAAACAUGAAUGCCGCGAGCAAUGCAGUGACGCUGAUACUUCAUCAGUACUGACCAUCCUCCCAAGCCUCUGCCACCCCUCCGAGUCUAGGCACUCAACAAGCCAGCACUCGGAACACACUCGCGCGGAUAACUCGCUUACCGAAGAAGUAGAGUCUAACUAUGUCUCUGUGUCCAUUGGCACUUCGCUGCAGGACAGUACCCCUCUAACUAUGAAGCCAAUGACCGCAAGUGACGUCCGACGUUAUAGCAAAAAGUCUCAAAUUCAUUGGCAGAGGACAGAUACAGAUUUCCAGAUCUCACCAGGCCAGAAAGAUUUUUCUGUGUUUCCGGAGAAGUUCGAAUCAGGCGAUAUUACUUGGAACUGUCAUAUCCAUCCGCACGGCACACUAUACUUCUCCAGCGAUUUGCUAACAUGGAAAGAUCCGGAUAUGGAGACAAACGAGAUUGAAAUCACGGUGUACACAGAUGCCGACGUACGCGAGCGGCCGAACUCUGAUGUGAUCGCUUCCUGUGUAAGAACGCUCCUUGAGCAAGCGCAACUCGCAGGUCACCUUGAAGGCACACUUAUGGAGCUCACUGUUGAUUUAUCCACGAACGACAGUGGGGAACUAGAAUGCCAAUACUAUUUUGUUGCACCUGAUCAGCGGAUUUUGUUUUGGGAGGCCCAUUUUGAGGCGAAGCAUUUGUUUUGCGGGGUCAAAUGCGUUACGAGCAGUCAUAUUAAAUAUGCCAUAGAGGCCGAGUAUUGGAUGCACCGGGAGUUAUAUCCGAGCGACUGCAAGAUAACUCCUGAACUUCACCGUGAACUGCAGGCAGUGAUCCUUCAUGCCUAUACCGAUACUAUCUUUUCAGAAAUAUCAUUGGCUCCUUUUGACACAGAUGAGCUCCAGCGAGCUCUGAACAUUGUUGAUUAUUUGAAUGGCAUCGUCAACAAAUCUGAUCCAACAACAAAUGAUGAACCCGAUUCGACCACAAAUGACCAAUACAUUUGGGCAUACGCUCGCCUAAUGCGAAUGUUCACUCGAGCCAGGCUUUCUAAUUUUUACGGUGAAAUAGGCACGAGGCUAGGUGAUCACACUAUUUAUGCCGACGACAAUUCUACCGAAAAAAGACCGAUAGUCAAGCUUUUCAACUUCUUCCUUUUUGGCUCUCCGUCUACCCAUAUUAGACAAAUCGACAGCGUCUGGGUUGACCAAUCUGUCAACCGCCCGCGCUGGAAAAUGUUCAUGAAUAGGUUGACGAGCGAGUGGAGUGGACUAGCAAUCUAUUCAACCGUCAUGUUGGCUGUAGACAUCAGUUUUCUCUCGAUGCCGGCGAUCGGUACACGACCAUCGGCACAAAUCGCAUUAUACAUCUCGUCGCUCUGGUCCGUAGCUUCGCUGGUCGUCUCUGCUCUUCUUGCUCAAAGCGGCGGGCACCGAGACAGCAUAAACCGAGCAACUGCAUUCAUGACGCGUAUAACUCAGUCCCUUCAUGGUAAAGAGAACCUUGCCAUCAUUUUCAGCUUACCAUAUGCCCUCGUUGUUUGGGGGAUGGUUUUCUUUUUCCUAGCGCUGUCGCUGGUGAUUUUUCUAUCUGCUAGUGUCACGACGUGGUGCACUGUAGGGCCAGCUUGGUUACUCGUCGUCGGGUUUAUUGGCUGGCCAGUAUGGGCAGCUAAAAUACCACCAAUUGGACGGUGGAUGUCCUCUUUGUGGAUAGGAAGUGAAAACACGAAACCAGUGGAGACUACAGAUGAAGCCUACUGAGAGAAAUAGUAUUGCUAGCUUGUCUCCGGGUUGCAAAUUGAUUUGAUUGUAGCUUGUUACUAGCUGCCAGCAGUAUAUUCUUGCAGUCUGGAAUCGAUACUAGCAUUUCAAACCUACACUUCACUGCUCGUCAUCGAGUUCGUUGGAACCCAUGUUCUUGCACCCUUGCAAAAUCCGUG